Messenger RNA from Babesia ovata, 1317 nucleotides. Its product is annotated as flagellin, putative. The coding region runs from base 1 to 1317 and encodes 438 amino acids. Lineage: Eukaryota; Apicomplexa; Aconoidasida; Piroplasmida; Babesiidae. The transcript has a single exon. The record is from RefSeq and is a predicted model, not a curated record.
AUGGUAACGGGAUAUCGAACUACGCACGCCAAUUCGGGUGGUGGAGGGAGACCGACGAAGGGCCUUGCAUUCUACGCCAACAGUGUGGUUUGUUAUAGCAAACUCGAACGUUCGGAAGAUAUCUAUCUGCGCUCCACGAAAGCUUAUCAUGACUUGACGCGGAUAUUCCUAGAAAUUCCACGAUCAAACGCCACAGCGAAAACAAAAGAAGCGGACAAAAAGAAGUGCCUGAAAUUAAUGAGUGAAGUUCAACGUAUAAGCACGGAGACCAGACAGUACCCUGAAGUCAGACAAAUGAUCAAUCUGUAUCGGGUGGUAGCUAGAGGCCUUCAAAAGAAGUAUCUGACGCCUAAACUGGCAGCGAAGCUGCAUAAAACUAUGGCGUACCUGGAAGACAAAUUUAAGGGUAAGGAGCGCCUAUCCUGUGGCCUUCCGGCGUUCGGCGAUUUGGAAUAUGAUUUUGAGGUUGCAUACGCGGAGGAGUUCAUAAAUCAACCCAGGUUUCAGGAACUAUUACCGUCUACGCCCUCUGGUCAGGCGUCAGCUGCAGGUCCCGGCGGAAAUGCGGAAGCAUACGAAGCGUAUGAUGUAAAUGCGGUUGCAGACAACAUGGACGUGCCAGAUUAUGGCACGCUGCUCGACGAUACUGUAGAAAGGUCAAGGGUUAAAGACUAUCGCUUUUUAUCGAUCAUGUUGCACGAAGUCCACGAGAUGGCAGAAAAUAUGGCAAUUAUGCUGCGCGACCUGUCAACGGAUAUCGAGCGUUCAUCUUACGCGGGGAGCAGUGCCGCUACAAGUAAGAAAACCCUGGCCGAUGCUGUCCGGCGUUGGUACGACAAGUACGGUGGGGAUUUGGUAGAGGUCACAAAUGCGUGGGAUGUUUACAAAAGUUACAACGAUACCACCGAUGUAAUGGGCAAACUAGAUCUCCCGUGGCCCCAAUCAGGAAAAGUAGGACAACAGAGCCUCCAGUCGGAACUAGAACAAUACGCGCCUCCCGUGAGUAGAGACGUUUCGAGGACAGCUGAACAGCACAACCCGAAAAUGCUCCACACCCUGCAGUCUAUUGAGCAAAUAUUGAACCGUUUCACGUCACAGAGACGUGCUGACAGCGCACUUACGCUGCCCCCAACAAAGCGUUCGGAAACUACCACGCGAACAGCGGUAGAUACGGCCGAAGGGAACACGCCUGAUGGCGUGAGCGCUUACAGCAAUGUACGCUACACGAAGGAUGGUAACAAGUCAUCGGGGCUUGUGACAAUGGGCAUCAGCGUCAUUCAGACAAUAAUAGCAGUUGGUAUAAUGGCAGCUUUAUGA